UAUUCAAAUAUUCGAGUCAAUUCCAGUAAUCACAAGACAAUCAUAUCUAGAUGUUUCCCUAGAAGCCCUAGAAGUAACAGUUAGCUGCGUUCAGCGGUUCCCCCAUGUUGAUUCGAAGCUAGACCAAAAGCGCAAUAGCGCGCAUCUGCACCUCCCAGCGGGCAUGCACGACACCUGUUCAAUCGAACCUCAGCAAAUCCUCGAAUCCCGCGCAGAGCGCACAACCAGCCUCCCCUUCACACAUCCCCGCCAGAACAAUGUGGAGACCGACGCUUCUUCUCGCGGCCGCCGUCCUGGCCGUGCCAGUCCAGGCCCUGCACUUCUUCAUCGACGGCGCAAACCAAAAGUGCUUCUUCGAGGAGCUCCCCAAGGACACCAUGGUAGUCGGUCACUACGACGCCAAAGUCUGGGACGACGCCACAAAAUCCUUCAUCUCAACCUCCGACACAGGCGUCUUCAUCACCGUCGAGGAAACCUUCGACAACUACCACCGCGUCGUCGCCCAGCGCGGCACUAACACAGGCAAAUUCACAUUCAGCGCUGCCGACAGCGGCGAGCACCGUCUCUGCGUCACCCCUCAGAACGUGCCUUCCGGCGGCGGUUGGCUCUCUGGCAGCGGCAUCCACGGCACCGUAAAGUUCACGCUCGAUUUGGCGAUUGGCGAGACGAGCAAGAUCGAGAGCACGGAUAAGGGCAAGAUCGAUGAUCUGGCGCAGAAGAUUAGGGAUUUGAACAGUCGGUUGCAGGAUGUGAGGCGGGAGCAGAUCUUCCAGAGGGAGCGCGAAGCAGAGUUCAGAGACCAGUCGGAAUCCACAAACGCCCGCGUCGUGCGCUGGUCGCUUAUCCAGCUCGUUGUUCUCGCUGUUACGUGCGCGUGGCAACUCACGCACUUGCGCGCCUUUUUCAUCAAGCAGAAACUCACCUAGGCAAUUCGUAAU
Molecule: messenger RNA, 938 nt
Organism: Periconia digitata
Lineage: Eukaryota; Fungi; Ascomycota; Dothideomycetes; Pleosporales; Periconiaceae
Source: the annotation of a GenBank genome assembly